GAGGGGGUUCGAGUGCGAGUAUUACAACUCAUAGGUCUGAUGCCUCCCCCCUCCCGCCCCCUUUCUUCCUCUUCCCGUGUGCCUUAUCAGUCUUAUCAGACGCCGGGACGUCAUACGUCAAGUGGACGAUCACUCUAGCGUGGGGACGUAAUAUUCUGGAGUGGAGUUAGACUAGACUCCAUGACAACUUCGGGGUACACCGGUUUGCUGCGGCCUCCUGCAGGACGGACGUUUUGCUACCUUAUAUGUGGCAUUUUUAUUGGAUUCAGUUCAGCAUUUAUGCUGCUUUCUAUUUCUUCCAAUAUUUCAUCAUUUGGUGACUUGCUGAUACCUCCAAGACCAGGGCCAAGGCAUAGUGACUCUCAUGGUCAUGGCCAAGAUUCUAGUGAGAUGUUACCCCACCCUCAGGAGUUUGGAGCGCAUAGCUCUGAUGAAGACUUUCAUAAAGGCGAAGAUGUUGUAGCUCAGAAAUUAGCUGAAAAGGUCCGAGUGUUGUGUUGGAUUAUGACAUCCCCUUCUAAUCAUGAGAAAAAAGCACGCCACAUCAAGGCGACAUGGGGGAAAAGAUGUAACAUUCUCCUCUUCAUGAGCACAGCUAAUGAUACAUCUCUUCCAACUCAAUCUAUUUUAAGCCUUCUUAUUAAUUGUGAAUUUGAAUUUGUCUUGUUCGUUGCUUCUUGGAAACGAAGGGGAUUGGGGGCAAGGGUCAUCAUUGACAUUUAUUAUUUUGAUCUCACUGAUACUUUGUGA
Messenger RNA from Frankliniella occidentalis (western flower thrips), 750 nucleotides. RefSeq names its product glycoprotein-N-acetylgalactosamine 3-beta-galactosyltransferase 1. The transcript has 7 exons. Bases 181 to 750 code for a protein of 189 amino acids. NCBI's taxonomy places the organism in Eukaryota, Metazoa, Arthropoda, Insecta, Thysanoptera, Thripidae. Gene Ontology annotation, molecular function: N-acetylgalactosaminide beta-1,3-galactosyltransferase activity. The record is from RefSeq and is a predicted model, not a curated record.